Messenger RNA from Paramecium sonneborni, 128 nucleotides. The record is from the annotation of a GenBank genome assembly. NCBI's taxonomy places the organism in Eukaryota, Ciliophora, Oligohymenophorea, Peniculida, Parameciidae.
AUGGAAUAAGACAUAAGAAUGACAAUUGUUGGUUAAUACUUCAAAGACUAUAUAAAAACAUAAUAAUAAGUAAAAAUUAAUUCUGAUAAAUUUAGGUUGAUGAUUUGUAUCGUUAACCAAAUGAAUGA